UACUCUUCAAGGCUUUUCCAUAUUUUCAUCUGUGUGUGUAGUUGGGUAAUCUUUCUACUUGGCAAAAUUAAUCAAAAUUGUAGGUCGUUAGAAUCAACUUUUCAAGUCAUACAAUGUCCGCCAUCGGAAUCAAUGGUUUUGGGCGCAUUGGCAGGAUGUUCGCCCGCCAGGCUCUGGUGCGCAAGGAUGUCCAGAUUGUGGCCAUCAACGAUCCCUCGCUGGAUCCCAAGUACCUGGCCUACAUGCUGCGAUACGACUCCACCCAUGGCCAGUUCAACCAGAAGAUCUCGGUAGAAGGAAACAACCUCAUCGUGAACGACAAGAAGAUCCAGCUGCUCAAGGAGCCGGAUCUCAAGAAGGUCAAGUGGGGCGACCUGUGCGUGCACACAGUGGUGGAGUGCUCCGGCAGGUUCACCACCCUGAAGGCCUGCCAGGCGCACCUGGAUGGUGGGGCCAAGAAGGUGGUCAUAUCGGCUCCAUCCGCAGAUGCUCCGAUGUUUGUGUGCGGCGUGAAUCUGGAUAAAUACAAGCCGGAUAUGAAGAUCAUCUCGAAUGCCUCCUGCACCACCAACUGCCUGGCGCCGCUGGCCAAGGUGGUCCACGAUAACUUCCAGAUAUGCGAGGGCCUGAUGACCACCGUGCACGCGGCCACCGCCACUCAAAAGAUCAUCGAUGGACCCAGCAGCAAGCUCUGGCGCGAUGGACGCAGUGGCAUGACCAACAUCAUUCCCGCCUCCACAGGCGCCGCCAAGGCAGUGGGCAAGGUCAUUCCGGAUCUGAAUGGAAAGCUCACGGGGAUGGCCUUCCGCGUGCCAACGCCCAACGUUUCUGUGGUGGACCUAACGUGUCGCCUCGGCAAGUCCGCCAAAAUGGACGACAUCAAGAAGUGCAUCAAAGCUGCAGCCGAGGGCGACAUGAAGGGCAUCCUCGGCUACGUGGAGGAGGAGGUGGUGUCCACCGACUUCAACGGAUCGCGAUUCGCCUCCGUAUUCGAUGCCAAGGCCUGCAUUGCCCUCAACGACAACUUCGUCAAGCUGAUCAGUUGGUACGACAACGAGACGGGCUACUCCUGUCGACUCCUGGACCUGGUUCUCUAUUCCCAGUUGGCCGACAAGUGCGCCGAAAAGGAAAAAAAUGCUUGUAAGAAGGAAGAUCCCUGUAAGAAGAAAGAAGAUCCCUGCAAGAAAAAGGAAGAUCCUUGCAAGAAAAAGUAAAUUAAUGGAUAAUAAUUUUAAACGGUUAGAAAGAAGACUCAAUUUAAUAUUUCUUUCAAAACAUUGAAUCAAUGGAAUCAAUUUUACCAAAUUUAUACGCGCUUCCCAUAUUGAAGUUAAAGCGUUUAAGCUUAUUUAAAUUAAAACUAUAAACUUACAAAUCAA
This is a messenger RNA of Drosophila biarmipes, 1379 nucleotides long. RefSeq names its product glyceraldehyde-3-phosphate dehydrogenase. Gene Ontology annotation, biological process: glucose metabolic process. Lineage: Eukaryota; Metazoa; Arthropoda; Insecta; Diptera; Drosophilidae. The transcript has a single exon. The coding region runs from base 114 to 1214 and encodes 366 amino acids. The record is from RefSeq and is a predicted model, not a curated record. Gene Ontology annotation, molecular function: NAD binding; oxidoreductase activity, acting on the aldehyde or oxo group of donors, NAD or NADP as acceptor; NADP binding.